AGGCGCCGAGCCGGCCUUGGAAAAGGAGGAGAAGGAGGAGAAAGGGGCUAAGGGGGGCAGUGGGAGCCACGGUCCAGAGUGCCAGGGACUGAGCCAGGCCAGCCGGACCCCCGGCGGGGCAGCUGGGAGAGGCCUGGCCCGCCUUCAGCAGAGGCACUGCACCUUUUCCAGACCCUUGAGAUUUGUCCACUGCUGCUGCCCGAGGCCCGAGGGAAUGCUGGCUGCUCUCUGGGUGGGCGCCGGUGCUCCUGAGCCACACUGGGAAGAUCGGCGUGCCCAGCCCCAGCCCAUCCCUGGGCCGUCAGACGCUGCAAGCAGAUAUCUGUCCAGAUUUCCACGCAGCCUCCACCCCCUCAGAGAUCGGUUUUCCUGCUUGUGGUGGCAGCUCACGAAACACCUUGAGGGAGUACCCAUCAGUGCCUAACAAGAAGCCCACUGCCUGGGACACCAGACACACUCCCCCAGGACACCUGGCCCUCCAAAGGGCCAAAGCAUGGUACCCUGAGACCUUGGCUUAGACCUAAAGUUUUCCUGCCUCUGCCCCGGACUCCUGAUCCCAGAUCCCAGCCCAGGGACCAGAAUGGGUCGUGAACAGGACCUGAUCCUCGCUGUCAAGAAUGGAGAUGUGACUGGUGUGCAGAAACUGGUGGCUAAAGUCAAGGCUGCAAAAACAAAGCUCCUCGGCUCCACGAAGAGACUCAACGUCAACUACCAGGAUGCUGAUGGAUUCUCUGCCCUCCAUCAUGCCGCCUUGGGGGGCAGCCUGGAGCUCAUAGCCUUGCUACUGGAGGCUCAGGCCACCGUUGACAUCAAAGACAGCAAUGGCAUGCGCCCACUGCACUACGCAGCCUGGCAAGGCCGGCUGGAGCCCGUGAGGCUGCUGCUGCGGGCCUCCGCGGCCGUGAACGCCGCCUCGCUGGAUGGGCAGAUCCCGCUGCAUCUGGCUGCCCAGUACGGACACUAUGAAGUGUCAGAAAUGCUCCUCCAGCAUCAGUCCAACCCUUGCCUGGUCAACAAGGCAAAGAAGACGCCCCUGGAUCUGGCUUGCGAGUUUGGGCGACUUAAGGUGGCCCAGCUACUACUGAACAGUCACUUGUGUGUGGCGCUGCUGGAGGGUGAGGCCAAGGACCCGUGUGACCCCAACUACACCACGCCCCUGCACUUGGCUGCCAAGAACGGCCACAGAGAGGUCAUCAGGCAGCUCCUGAGAGCUGGGAUCGAGAUCAACCGCCAGACCAAGACAGGCACCGCACUCCACGAGGCUGCGCUGUAUGGCAAGACCGAGGUAGUCCGGCUGCUCCUGGAGGGCGGGGUGGAUGUGAACAUUCGGAACACGUAUAACCAGACGGCACUGGACAUUGUGAAUCAGUUCACCACCUCCCAGGCCAGCCGAGAAAUCAAGCAGCUGCUGCGUGAGGCCUCGGGGAUCCUGAAGGUCCGAGCACUCAAGGACUUCUGGAACCUCCACGAUCCCACUGCUCUCAAUGUCCGGGCAGGGGAUGUCAUCACGGUGCUUGAGCAACAUCCCGACGGCCGCUGGAAGGGCCACAUCCAUGAGAGCCAGAGGGGCACGGACCGUGUGGGCUACUUCCCCCCAGGCAUCGUGGAGGUGGUCAGCAAGCGAGUGGGCAUCCUCGCGCCCCGCCUCCCAUCGGUGCCCACCCCCCUCCGCCCAGGCUUCUCUCGGACACAGCAGCCCCCUGCCGAUGAGCCCCUGCACUCUCUGACCUAUGGCCAGCUCCCUCGGGUGGGCCUCAGCCCAGAUAGCCCAGCAGGUGACAGGAAUAGCGUGGGCAGCGAGGGCAGCGUGGGCAGCAUCCGCAGUGCCGGCAGCGGGCAGAGUUCCGAGGGAACCAACGGCCAUGGCACCGGCCUUCUUAUUGAGAAUGCUCAGCCACUGCCUUCCCCCGGAGAGGACCAGGUGUUGCCAGGACUGCACCCCCCAUCCCUGGCAGACAACCUGAGCCACCGCCCUCUGGUCAACUACCACUCUGGGGAACAGCUUUUCACCCAGGACGUGAGGCCGGAGCAGCUGCUGGAGGGGAAGGAUGCGCAGGCCAUUCAUAACUGGCUGAGUGAGUUCCAGCUGGAAGGCUACACCGCCCACUUCCUGCAGGCUGGCUACGACGUGCCAACCAUCAGCCGUAUGACGCCUGAGGACCUGACGGCCAUCGGGGUCACCAAGCCUGGGCACAGGAAGAAGAUCGCCUCGGAGAUUGCUCAGCUCAGCAUCGCCGAGUGGCUGCCCAACUACAUCCCGGCGGACCUGCUGGAGUGGCUGUGCGCGCUGGGGCUGCCGCAGUACCACAAGCAGCUGGUGAGCAGUGGCUACGACUCCAUGGGGCUGGUGGCCGACCUCACCUGGGAGGAGCUGCAAGAGAUCGGGGUCAACAAGCUCGGUCAUCAGAAGAAGCUUAUGCUGGGAGUGAAACGGCUGGCCGAGCUUCGGCGGGGCCUACUGCAGGGGGAGGCCCCAGCUGAAGGUGGCCGCCGUCUAGCCCGAGGCCCGGAGCUGAUGGCCAUUGAGGGGCUGGAGAAUGGGGACGGUCCGGCUGCAGCUGGCCCACGCCUCCUCACCUUUCAGGGCAGUGAGCUGAGCCCAGAGCUACAGGCAGCCAUGGCUGGGGGUGGCCCCGAGCCCCUCCCCCUGCCCCCUGCCCGCUCUCCCAGCCAGGAGAGCAUUGGAGCACGCUCACGAGGGUCCGGUCACUCCCAGGAACAGCCGGCCCCCCAGCCCAGUGGUGGAGACCCGAGCACCCCACAGGAGAGGAACCUUCCAGAGGGCACAGAGCGGCCCCCUAAGCUUUGUUCCCCACUUCCUGGUCAAGGCCCCCCGCCUUAUGUUUUUAUGUAUCCCCAGGGCUCACCCUCCAGCCCAGCCCCGGGGCCACCUCCUGGUGCACCUCGUGCCUUCUCCUACUUGGCUGGUCCCCCCGCCACUCCUCCAGACCCACCUCGGCCCAAGCGCCGGUCCCAUAGCCUAAGCCGCCCCGGCCCCACCGAGGGGGAAGCAGAGGGAGAGGCUGAAGGGCCAGUGGGCAGUGCCUUGGGGAGCUACGCCACCCUCACUCGGCGACCGGGACGCAGUGCCCUAGCUCGGACCAGCCCUAGCCCGACUCCAGCUCGAGGGGCCCCCCGCAGCCAGUCCUUUGCCCUUCGUGCCCGACGCAAAGGCCCUCCGCCCCCACCCCCUAAACGCCUCAGCUCUGUCUCUGGCCCCACCACGGAGCCGCCUCCACUAGACGGAAGCCCGGGGCCCAAGGAGGGGGCCUCUGUGCCCCGAAGGCGAACACUAAGUGAACCAACUGGCCCAUCAGAGCCCCCCGGCCCACUUGCCCCAGCUGGCCCCGUGUCGGACACAGAGGAGGAGGAGCCAGGACCUGAGGGGACGCCCCCAUCUCGGGGCAGCUCAGGAGAAGGGCUCCCGUUUGCCGAGGAGGGGAACCUGACUAUCAAACAGCGGCCGAAGCCAGCUGGCCCCCCACCCCGGGAGACGCCUGUGCCCGCUGGCCUCGAUUUCAACCUCACAGAAUCAGACACUGUUAAGCGGAGGCCCAAAUGCCGGGAGAGAGAGCCGCUGCAGACGGCACUUCUGGCCUUUGGAGUGGCCAGUGCCACGCCCAGCCCCGCUGUCCUCCUUCCCUCCCAGACCCCCGGCGAGGCCCCCUCCUCAGCUUCUCCCAGCCCUCCCCGGCCUGACCCUAGCAGCCUUCCAACUCAGGGAGCUCCAGCCCCUCUUUCUUCCGGCUCCCCAGCCCAGCCCCCUGCUCCCCUCUGCUCUGGGCCUGCUCUGGAGAACUCGGCGGGCAGUUGGCGGCAUGGGGAGACUGAGCCCCCAGCUUCAUCAACCCCCGCUGCCCUCAUCAAGGUGCCAGGUGCAGGAACAGCCCCCAAGCCUGUGUCUGUGGCCUGCACCCAGCUGGCAUUUUCUGGUCCUAAGCUGGCUCCUCGGCUCGGCCCCCGCCCCGUGCCCCCUCCAAGGCCAGAGAGCACUGGAGCUGUGGGCUCUGGCCGGGCCCAGCAGAGACUGGAACAGACCAGCUCAUCCCUGGCAGCUGCAUUAAGGGCCGCAGAGAAGAGCAUUGGCACAGAGGAACGAGAAGGCCCUCCCGGCACCUCCACCAAGCACAUUCUGGAUGACAUCAGCACCAUGUUUGAUGCCCUGGCUGACCAGCUGGAUGCCAUGCUUGAUUGAGACUUUCUGGCAGCCGUCAGCGGUGCAGCGCAGUGCAGCGUCCGUUGCCUUUGCCCCCAGGAGGGUCCCCCCUGCUGCUCCAAGCCAGCGACCGUCAGCACUGCAGCUCUAGGGGGCGGUCUUCAUGGCAGGCUGAGGGGACCUGUCAGAACCUCACAUGUCAGCAGGGCUCCCUCCCGCUGUGUAAUCUGACCAGACAGCCCUGCCCCCGUGGACAGGGACCCUGGUAAGAGCUUCCUCUGCCCUCCUACCACCUCCAAUGUCUCAAGUGUCUGUGCCGAGGACCUACUGACGCCUACUGUGCCGUGCUGUCCUGGCACUCUAAAAGGCUGGAGAAAGCUGUGUGUCUGACCCAGUUCCCACAGGUAUACACAGGACAUGGAAAUAGGCAGCCAGGGGCUUGCUGUCAGCGGCGGUGGCGGUGCCCAGACCAGCCCCUGCUCCCGCUGCUGCCUGCCCUCAGUGAGACAAAGCUGGCGGGCACGGGGGCAGUGGGAUUAACAGAUGCCCAAAGUCCAAACUUUUUCAACUGUAAAUGUUAUUUUUUAAGCAGAGAGAAAUGCAUAUAUUUUAAAUGGAAUUUAUUCUAUCUAUAACCACCUGAGAGGACACAAGGGAAGGGGCUUCGAACCACAGCAAGAGUGCCCACUGCCCACCUCGGGGCCGGAAGCCUGAUCUGGUUGGCCCAGGCCCCGGCUCUGUAACCAUUAACCUCUUCUCCCAACUAACACCAAUGAAAGUGUCAUUCCACGUGA
Messenger RNA from Herpailurus yagouaroundi (jaguarundi), 4950 nucleotides. RefSeq names its product CASK interacting protein 2 (gene CASKIN2). Bases 581 to 4195 code for a protein of 1204 amino acids. The transcript has 20 exons. Gene Ontology annotation, molecular function: protein binding. Lineage: Eukaryota; Metazoa; Chordata; Mammalia; Carnivora; Felidae. The record is from RefSeq and is a predicted model, not a curated record.